Molecule: messenger RNA, 6619 nt
Organism: Scylla paramamosain (green mud crab)
Lineage: Eukaryota; Metazoa; Arthropoda; Malacostraca; Decapoda; Portunidae
Gene: SMC1
Product: structural maintenance of chromosomes protein 1A-like
Exons: 17
Coding region: 237-3959 (1240 amino acids)
Biological process (GO): sister chromatid cohesion
Cellular component (GO): nucleus; chromosome; cohesin complex
Molecular function (GO): ATP binding; DNA binding; protein binding
Source: RefSeq, a predicted model, not a curated record
CCUGCGGCAGGGGUCCCUUCACCAGGAAUUUGACCUUGCGGGCGUUGGAGCUGAGGCGGUCACCAGUGUCGAUGCCCAAUUUCUGGCACACCGCGCUGAUCAUGCGGCGUAUCUGUCAGCGAGAGGCACCGUGGCAUGUGCGGUGAGAGGCGGCGGUGAGCGUCCUGCAAUGGUGAUGGUGGCGCUGUGACCUGCCCGUGACCUGCACAGCCUGCCCAUCCCUCCACAGGAUCAAGAUGAAGGCCAUUCUGAAGUACAUUGAGGUGGAGAACUUCAAGUCUUACCGCGGCUUCUACCAUGUCGGCCCCCUCAAGCCAUUCACGGCUGUCAUCGGUCCUAAUGGAUCCGGGAAGUCAAAUUUCAUGGACGCCAUCUCCUUCGUGAUGGGGGAGAAGACGUCCAGCUUACGAGUGAAGCGGCUGAGCGACCUCAUCCACGGCGCGUCCAUCGGCCAGCCCAUCUCUCGCUCCGCCCAUGUGACGGCUGUGUUCGAGAUGGAGGAUGGCCGUGAGAAGCGUUUUACUCGAAUGGUUCAGGGAUCAUCGUCAGACCACAAGAUCAAUGGCGAGGUGGUGAGCAGCCAGACAUACCUGAAGGAGCUUGAGUCGCUGGGCAUCAACGUGAAGGGCAAGAACUUCCUGGUGUUCCAAGGAGCUGUGGAGUCCAUCGCCAUGAAGAACCCCCGGGAGAGGACCGCCCUGUUUGAGGAGAUCAGUGGAUCUGGUGCACUGAAGGAGGAGUAUGACCGCCUGAAGGGGGAGAUGCUGAAGGCCGAGGAGGACACACAGUUCACGUAUCAGAAGAAGAAGGGCAUUGCGGCUGAGCGGAAGGAGGCCAAGCAGGAGAAGGAGGAGGCGGAGCGCUACCAGAGACUCAAGGAUGAACUGGGAGAGAAGCAAGUGGAGAUGCAGCUGUUCCGCCUGUACCACAAUGAAAAGGAGAUAGCGGAGUUUGAGAAGGAGGCACGGAGGAAGCACGGAGACCUGGAGAAGGUGGAGAAGAAGAAGGAGAAGGCGGAGGAGGUGCUGAAGGAGAAGAAGAAGGAGCAGACCAGGGUGUCCAGGGAGAUGGCCAAGAUGGAGCAGGACAACAGGGAGCUGGAGUCUGAGGUGAACAAGCGGCGGCCAACAUUCAUCAAGGCUAAGGAGAGGGUGACACACAUGCAGAAAAAGGCAGACUCAGCCCGUAAAUCCCUGGGUCAGGCCAUCAAGGCUCACAAUGCUCACAUGGACGACAUCCGGGAGCUGGAGAGUGAGCUGCAGGAGGUGGAGAAGAAGAGGGCUGAGUUUGAGGACCAGGUCUCGCAGGAUUCCGAGAGCCAAGGCAAGAGUGUACAGCUGGAGGAGGUGCAGGUCAAGGAAUACCACAAGCUGAAGAACGCAGCGGCCCGCAAGUCUGCCCAGUACCUGCAGGAACUCGACUCCAUCAACCGGGAGCAGAAAUCCGACCAGGACCGGCUUGACAAUGCCCAGCGGAGGACAGCAGAGAUUGAGAACAGGCUGCGGCAGAAGGGGCAUGAGCUGGAGGAGGCGCAGAAGAGGGUGGAGAAGCUGAUGGAUCACAUUCGCCAGUCUGAAACGUCCCUUGAGGAUCAGAAGAAGCUGAGACAGGAACUUGUAUCAGAUGUGGGGUACAGCAAGGAGAGGAUCACGCAGCUGCAGGAACAGUUGGAGAGCGUCACGGAGCAGCUAGGUGAUGCUCGGGUGGACAAGCACGAGGACUCCAGGCGCAAGAAGAAGCAGGAGAUUGUGGAGAACUUCAAGCAGCUGUACCAGGGAGUGUAUGACAGGAUGAUCAACAUGUGUCAGCCCAUCCAUAAGAGGUACAAUGUGGCCAUCACCAAGGUGCUGGGGAAGUACAUGGAGGCCAUCGUGGUGGACACGGAGAAGACGGCGCGGCAGUGCGUGCAGUACCUGAAGGACCAGAUGCUGGACCCAGAGACCUUCCUGCCCCUGGACUACAUCCAGGCCAAGCCACUCAAGGAGCGCCUCAGGAACAUCAAGGACCCCAGGAACGUCAAACUUCUGUACGACGUGCUGCAGUACGACCCUCCGGAGAUCAAGCGUGCCGUUCUCUUCGCCACAAACAAUGCACUGGUCUGUGAGACGCCAGAGGAUGCGUCCAAGGUGGCGUAUGACAUGGAGGAUGGCCACCGCUAUGAUGCCGUGGCACUGGACGGAACGUUCUUCUCCAAGUCUGGCAUCAUCUCUGGUGGCAGUCUGGACCUGGCACGCAAGGCCAAGCGAUGGGACGAGAAGCACCUGUCCAACCUGAAGGCGUCCAAGGAGAAGCUGACAGAGGAGCUGCGGGAGGCCAUGAAGAAGUCCAGGAAGGAGUCUGAGCUGAACACGGUGGAGUCUCAGGUGCGAGGCAUUGAGACCAGACUCAAGUACUCUCGCACCGACAAGGAGACCACGGAGAAGCAGAUCGCACAGCUGCAGGUGGAGAUUGACAGGCUGAAGGGGGAGCUGGAUACCUUUGAGCCGCAGCUGCACGACAUUGAGAAGACCAUGUCUGAGCGGGAGGCGCUGAUGAGUGACGUGAAGGAGAAGAUGAACACCGUGGAGGAUGUCGUGUUUGCCGACUUCUGCAAGAGUAUCGGCGUCACCAACAUCCGGCAGUACGAGGAGCGGGAGCUGCAGGCACAGACGGACCGUGCCAACAGACGCUUUGAAUUUGAGAAGCAGAAAAACCGGAUCCUGAACCAGCUGGAGUUUGAGCGUUCUCGGGACACACAGAGUAACGUGGCGCGCUGGGAGCGGGCCGUGCAGGAUGACGAAGAUGCCCUGGAGCAGGCAAAGCAGGCAGAGCAGAAGCAGAUGGCGGAGAUCGACAAGUCAAUGAGGGAGCUGGACAAGAAGCGGUCGGAGAAGCUGGCCAAGAAGUCUGAGCUGGAUGAGAUGGAUGAGGAGAUCGGCAAGGCACGGCGGGAGGUGGGGACCAUUGCCAAGGACAUCCAGAGUGUGCAGAAGCAGAUUAACUCCAUUGAACACAAAAUGGAGCAGAAGAGAGGAGAGAGACACUCUAUCUUGAAGCAAUGCAAGAUGGACGACAUUCUGCUUCCCAUGACCCGCGGCAACAUGGAGGACAUAGAAAAUGAGGGAAGGGAGGCAGGGGAGUCUACUUUAGAGUACUCAUCUGGCAUGAACACACAGAUGAUGUAUGAGAAGGAGUCGCGCAUUGUGAUGGACUAUUCGUUGCUGUCGGAGGCCCACAAGGAGCUGGACGACGCGGAUGACGUGCACAAGGCGGAGAAGCGCAUGCAGAAACACAUCAAUGACCUCAUGAACACCAUCCAGCGCAUCCAGGCACCCAACAUGAAGGCAAUGCAGAAGCUGGACCUGGCGAGGGAGAAACUGCAGGAGACUAACUCGGAAUUUGACAACGCUCGGAAGCGCGCCAAGAAAGCCAAGCAGGCAUUUGAGCGAGCCAAGAAGGAACGCUACGACAAGUUCAUGGCCUUCUUUGAACACGUGUCCAAUGAGAUUGAUGGCAUCUAUAAGGCGCUGGCCAAGAAUCCAUCAGCACAAGCCUUCCUGGGGCCGGAGAACCCUGAGGAGCCCUACCUGGAUGGCAUCAACUACAACUGUGUGGCACCCGGCAAGCGGUUCCAGCCCAUGUCCAACCUUUCUGGUGGAGAAAAGACCAUUGCGGCGCUAGCACUGCUCUUUGGCAUCCACAGUUACCAGCCGGCUCCAUUCUUUGUCCUGGAUGAGAUUGACGCGGCGCUGGACAACACAAACAUUGGCAAGGUGGCGUCCUACAUCCGGGAAAAGAAGGAGCAGCUGCAGACGAUCGUCAUCUCACUCAAGGAAGAGUUUUACCAGAAUGCAGAUGCUCUUGUCGGGAUCUGCCCUGAUCCUGGGGAGUGUCUGAUCAGCAAGGUGUUGACACUGGACAUGGAGCGGUACCCCCUGCAGAAGGUCCCGGAGACACCUGGCCCCUUUGGCCCCCAGUGAGAUGGAAGCACAAGAAGAAUCACCACCAAGAACAAUACAAGUAAGAUGACCAAGAAGAGAAGAGAUGAGACCACCAGUGUUUUAUAAUAGUGGCAGAUUGUGAAGGCAUUAAUUGUAUUUUUUUUUGCCCCAGGUAGAGGUAAUCUUAGGCACCAGUUACAAGUCUCCUGUGUACCUCUGAGUGGCUCCCAGUGAUGGAUGCUUGCUGUGACAGAUGUUAGGGUGAAUAGGAGAGAAAGGUGUGUGUGUGUGUGUGUGUGUGUGUGUGUGUGUGUGUGUGUGUGUGUGUGUGUGUGUGUGUGUGUGUGUGUGUGAGAGUUGAGUGAUUUGUUCUCACAAUUGUGGUUCUUAUGACAGUGACUUUGUGAGAGGGUGAGAGUUUAUAUGUUAGUCUUUGGUGAGUAAACAUGGUUCUGAAGAUUUUUGAGUCUGGUGAGAGAGAGACAAGAGUUUAUAUGUGAGGCUGUGAUGAGUGACUGUAGUUCAUAAUUUGUGAGAGAGGAAUAAGUAAAGGUAAUAAAUAUACAAAGUAGCCUAUAUUAGGUUUACACUUCACUUUAGAAUACAAAUAAAUGUUAUUUAGGUUUUUACUCUAUUGUGUAUAUAUUUUAUAUAUAUAAAUGUUCUGGCUGACAUGUCACUUCUGUUAGUUUGGAAUACUGCUAAUACUGUGUAUACCAGCUGGUGACUCCCUUUAGUGGUGUAGCCCUAACAAGAAACCAUUAUUAUUGUAGGGUAAAAAUAAGUACAUAUGAAAAGGUGCCCAGGUCCACCAUCUGUGUGUGUGUGUUCUAUGUGUUGGAGGAGGGGGCUGUGGGUUCGUAAACAUACAUACUGUGAGCUUUGAUAGAGAGAGAGAGGGGGGGGGGGAGUGAUUAGCAGAAGGGGAGAGGAUAUGUAACUUCCAACAUGACAAUAUUUAUGAUGAUAUAUAUCUCUUGUCAUCAUCCUUUGCCUUUCUUGUAUCAUUCUUCCUUUCUUCUGUCUUGAAUAUCUCUGUUGUUCCUAGUUAUGGCAUCUUGUUUUCUCCCAUCAUUCUUCUGCCACACUCUUCUCUCUUCUCUGGUGUGCUAAACUCCUCAGUCCUGUGUGCUUCAUUACUCAUCAUCCUUUUAGUGGUUCCUCUUCACCACUCCCAGAUCUCAGUCACUUACAACCUUGAAGUCUUGAGUGUACAAUUUCUCUCUCUCUCUCUCUCUCUCUCUCUCUCUCUCUCUCUCUCUCUCUCUCUCUCUCUCUCUCUCUCUCUCUCUCUCUCUCUCUCUCUCUCUCUCUCCCAAAAUUUGUCAUUUUUGGAAAGGAUUUGGAGUGUUAGAAUAAUUGUAAUUAAGGGCAUUUAAUUUUAAUGUCUGUUUAAAUUACACAAGGUUUUAUUGCUAUUUUAAAGGACCCCAAUCUUAUUUCUCUUGUUACAAAAGAAAAGGCAAGACUGAGGACUGGGCACCCUUUCCUCCUCCUACAGGGAGAUGAGGUAUCUUGGCUACCAACCUUAAGAGGGACAUCAGCCUGGAGUAUGUUUGUCUGUCUAAUAUACAUAUCCUUCUAUCUAUCUAUCCAUCAACAUAGAUAUAAUCAUUCUAUCUGUCUACAUACAUUAUAUCUGCAUACAUUACCUAAAUCUGUCAAUCUACAUAUUUUUUAAUUUCAUCUAGUUCUUUCCACUCCUUACUUUUCCUGUUCAUGUACAAAAAUAUAGAGAAUGAAAGAUUGAAUUUGUCAUGAUUUAUUAGGGAAGCUGAGAGUAAUAAUUUAUGUUCAGGAUUGGUGAGAAUAAUUUAAUAUCAAAACUCACCACAGCUUACCAGAUUUAUGUAUUAAGUUAAUUCUAUAGUAAAAUACUGUGCAUUUCUCUUUAUAAUUAUGGACGAUGAAUACAGAAGUCUUCUAUUUUUUGUUAAGAGUUGAAAUACCAGCCUUAUUUUAGUUUAGAAAUGUUAUGGUGUACAAAUAUAACUAAGAGAACUUUGCUCAACACUGGUUUAUCUAUUGUUUAUUAAUUAGUGUAUUGUUUAUUGAUUGGUAACAAUUGUGUAAGAGCAAUGUGAGGAUUUUAAAGAGUGUAUAUGGAUGGACCAGGUAGGGGAAGUUACAAAGCAUUUGGGUGUACAGUACAGACCAUUAUCAUAUUUCCCUUUAAUUCUAUAUUUUACCAUCUAGAGGGUUCUUGAUAUUUCCCUCUCUUUUUCUCCUCCAUUUUUAUUUCUUAGGUUAUUGUUACCUAUGAAAGUUCUUAAUUCAUUGCUAAGUUGUUUCACUUCAGAGACUAUAUUCUUAAUAAUGUAAAGAAAAGGUCAGUAAUUUAUUUUUUUAUUUAUUUAUUUUUUUCCAUUAAUUCCUGAUGCUUUUAUUCCUCCAAAGCCUUUAUUUCCAACCACGAAUCGAGGUUAUUUAUCUUGUCAAGUCACUUAAUUCCUGGCCAUGUUACUUGUGUCUUUAAAUAAUGUCAGAAGUGGUCCUCAGUCAGUGUUGGGCAAGGCAACUGCUUAGUGAUCAGUGUGUUUGUGUGUUUGUGUGUCAUACUGAAGAUGCCUAUUCAAGUGUUCAGUUCUGUGUAUUGUGUUUAUACUUAGCACCUUCACUUUCUGUACCAUUCCCAGUCUUUUUUUGUAUAUGAUUUUAAGUCGUGAACAUGCAAGAGAUAAAAGAAAGAGAUGAGUGAA